Molecule: messenger RNA, 2130 nt
Organism: Thyridium curvatum
Lineage: Eukaryota; Fungi; Ascomycota; Sordariomycetes; Thyridiales; Thyridiaceae
Exons: 2
Coding region: 1-2130 (709 amino acids)
Source: RefSeq, a predicted model, not a curated record
AUGGAUCCACAGCAGCACCAUCGAGGCGCCCCAUCCUAUCGCGGCCUGCCUGGCUCCUCCCUGCAGCGGCAACUAGAGGAUCGCCGGCCUGGCAGCGCAGCACCAGAACAAAAACAGCAAAACACUGGCCGUCUCCAAGCCUCAUCGAUGCCGCCGACUUGCUACAACUGCAAGCAAGGCAAGCGCAUCGACAAGCCUCUAUUUGCUUGUUCCAAAUGCGGCAAGCAUUUCCACAGCGCCUGCCACCGGCCGCUGCCCAAGGACUCGAGAGACUGGACCUGCAAAAAGUGCCACUCCAAGGAGCCCAAGAGCCGCUACCAUGAGGCCGGCUCGACUUCAUCUUCCCUCUCGACCAGGAACAGCACGCCCACGCUACAGCAGCCUCCAGCUCCAGCUCACACAGCUCACAGCAUGGCGCGAAACGGGCCCAUCCCUAGCACCGGCAGCGCAGACUCGGUUGACUAUGUGCUACCGAGCCUGCCGUGCGCCUACAGCGGAUGCAAAGCAAUGACUAGUAGUGGGUUGCAAAUCAUCUGUGACUAUCAUAUCAAACUUUUAGAUCGCGCACCGGGCCAAACAGCCUCACCACCCAUCGGUGAGGCUCAGGAACCCGCGCCGCAUCAUGAAACCAAUACCAGAGUGCUGCCCAUUCUGCGGCGGAAGACCGCACCCACUGCAUCCAAAGCAGCUCGGUCCAGUGCUACCCCGAUAGCACAAUCUCCAGCUCAGAGUUCUAGGGUCUAUUCCCCCCAACAGACACAACAAGGCAUCAACAGCAACGGGCCCAUAGUCCAGACCACACCCGGCUCUGCGACCACAACUCAGGAGCAUGCUAAUAAAAAGGUGCGACUGAAUGGGACUGAGCCUGACUUCAGGCUUAACGGCCACUAUUCGUCCCAACUGGACAACAAGACGACGCCUGGUCAACCGUUGCAAAGGCUUCACAAUGGUGUCAACGGUAUCAACGGCGCUCACCACCAACCGUUCCCUGUUAAUUUCGCAGGAAGACCAUACCAAGCGCGGUCUGCAGAUCCUCCGUCAAGGCCUGAACCCACUCGAAGCUUCAGUGGGACGAACGGAUAUGUCCCGGGGGCAGGAGCCAUGGCCAAUGGAUACCGGAGUGCGUCCGUGGGGCACACCGUUGGUCAGAGACCUCAAGGAGCGGCAGGAUCGACGUCAAUGAACUCAGCACCUGGUCAGACUAAUCAGCACGCGGGGGAACAUCGCAGUGGUUUCUGGUUCGCGUCGCAGUGGGACAAGGCGAAUCCAAGCGGUCUCCCAGGAUGGCCAUUGAAGGCAAACGGUACACAUCAAGUGUCUGACCGUGCUGAACCGCCUACAAGGCAAGCAUAUGUAUCGGCAGAGAAGACCAAGGAUGGCCUUGUGCAGAUCAGAGGCGUGUCGUACUCGUCGGCGACGUUCUCAAAGCCCCAUGCUGAGCCGCAUCGGACACAGAAUGGGCUGCAAAGACCACAAUCGUUAGAGCCUAAAGCGUCGGCCAGCUCCACGAUGCCGUCGGUGCAGCCUCAGUCUACUUCUGGCGAGGCACAGCAGGCCAGAACACCAGCAGGUCCGCUCUCGGAACACCCGGCUGCAAUCACUGGGCAGACUAAGGUAGCACCGCAGGCGGAUUCUCAGUCCAGGAAAGGGCAAGAUCUUGAUGACAUUGAUCUCGAUUCAUGGAUCUACAAUCAGGAGGGCGCUUCUGCCCCUCCACCGGGCCUCUCGUUGGUGCCCAAGAAGGAGAUGCCUGCCCCUCACGCAGACCCGCAUUACGGUCACAUCGAUCCGCGGACACACUGGAGCAGAGAACGGUCGCAGGCGUGGCAUGCUGCCAAACAAAAGGAGAUCAAGGAGAGGGGCGGGCGCAAAGCUAACUGCGGAAAGGCGGCCGAGCGACUGGCCAAGCAGAGGAAGACAAGCGGAGAAAAGGAGGAAGAUACGGCACGCGAAGAGGUGCGCGAGAAUGAGCUAUGGCUCCGCGCGCUGCAGUGGGUCGAGAAGUGCGACAAGCAAGACUGGGAAAAGGACAAGGAAGCGUCGAGGCAAAGGGAAAUCCAGGAGCAACUUGAGGCCGAUGCAGCGGGGAGGAGUGGCGCUGCGACGGCCGCGCGGAACAAGCGGCGGUAA